This is a messenger RNA of Talaromyces marneffei, 222 nucleotides long. RefSeq lists its product as uncharacterized. Bases 1 to 222 code for a protein of 73 amino acids. The record is from RefSeq and is a predicted model, not a curated record. Lineage: Eukaryota; Fungi; Ascomycota; Eurotiomycetes; Eurotiales; Trichocomaceae. The transcript is spliced from 2 exons.
AUGGCUUUUCAGUCUCAUCAAGCUCCUUUAGGUGAUAACAAUGUGCUGCAUAUAAGUGAAACUCCUGCCCACAAUAUUCGCCCUAUCGAAAUGAAUUCAUCCGGUGCUCCCCAGCCGGUGGACACACUGGGUCACGACGCCAAUCUUCUUACUAUAGAUGCCACUUCUGAGAUAGGAUCUAUGGGCGGCCUAUUCGACCGAAACUUUGAUGACGACGUAUAA